Molecule: messenger RNA, 1341 nt
Organism: Colletotrichum truncatum
Lineage: Eukaryota; Fungi; Ascomycota; Sordariomycetes; Glomerellales; Glomerellaceae
Product: peptidase m14
Biological process (GO): proteolysis
Molecular function (GO): zinc ion binding; metallocarboxypeptidase activity
Source: RefSeq, a predicted model, not a curated record
AUGAAAGCCACCAGUGCCUACGCCCUCCUGUCCCUCGCUCUGCUGGGCGAGGCAUGCCUGCUCCCCCAUGAGGCUGCCGGCCGCAAGAUCACCCGCCGUCAGGCGACGAGCAACAACACGGGAUUGGCUAUUGGAAGAGGCGACCGUUUCGAGGGCGGCAAGAAGUUUCCCCGCGGCCUCGGCACCCAACCCAGCGGCACCAACCUCAAGACCAUCCUCAACGUCAAGGAGGUCCAGAGCGCUGUCCGCGGCCUCGUCAACGAGUAUGGCAUUGAGUACUUUGAGGCGCCGUACAAGACGUACGAGAACGCUACCGUCUUUGGUGCCAAAGUUGGCGGCGCUGGAGGCAAAUGCAACGACGCCUACCGCGUCUACCUCAACGGCGCCAUCCACGCCCGCGAACGCGGUUCUUCCGAUAACAUCAUCUACUUCAUCUCCGACCUGUUGUACGCCGACAAGCACAACACGGGGCUGACGUACGGCGGUCGGACAUACACCAACGCUGACGUCAAGCGCGCCCUCGCGACGGGUAUCAUCUUCACGCCGCUGAGCAACCCGGACGGUGUGGCAUACGACCAGGCGACGGGUAGCUGUUGGCGCAAGAAUCGCAACCCGGCGUCGGCCAAGGGCGACCCGGAUGCGGUGGGCAUCGACCUCAACCGCAACUUUGACUUCCUCUGGGACUACAUGAAGGAUUUUGCCCCGUCCGUGGGCCCCAACGUUGCUUCAGACGACCCGAUCUCCGAGACCUUCCACGGCACGGCUCCGUUUUCCGAGGCCGAGACGAAGAACAUCAAGUGGGUGGUGGACGAGUACAAGCAGGUGCAGUGGUUCCUCGACGUGCACUCCUACACCGGCACGGUGCUGUACAACUGGGGCAGUGACGAGAACCAGCUGUCGAAGCCGUACAUGAACUUCAUGAACGAGUCGUACAAUGCCGCGAGGGGUCUGAUGCCGGACACCCCCGCCGAUGGCGGCAUUUACGGCGAGUACUUGCCGAGCAAGGACUGGUCGGACAAGGUUUUCGCCGCGACCAGAAUGGUGAACGCCAUGGACGCGGCUGUCGGCCGUCACCACGAGGUGCAGCAGAGCGCGUACCUCUACCCGACUUCGGGUGCCAGCGACGACUGGGUCUUCUCGCGUCACUUCGUGGACCCUUCGGCGAAGAAGAUUCACGGUUUCUGCGUCGAGUUUGGAUUCGGCAACAACGAGGCGGACUGCCCAUUCUACCCGAACCGUGACCAAUACCACUGGAACCUGCUCGAGACGAACUCUGGCUUCAUGGAGUACAUUCUUGCGGCGUCUGAAAUUGGCGUCGGCGAGCCUUCUACCUGUGCUUAA